AUAAUUGUUUUCUCGAAGAACUAUGCAUCUUCAGCUUGGUGCUUGGAUGAGCUUGUGAUGAUAAUGGAGUGUCACAAGACGACUGAGCAUACUGCAUACCCCAUCUUCUAUGAUGUGGAACCGACAGAGGUCCGGAAACAAAGCGGGGCAGUCGGAAAAGCUUUUGCUAAACAUGAAAAUGAUGAAGCUGCUGGGAAAUGGAAAGAGGUUCUAAAAGAAGCCGCAGAUCUCGCUGGAUGGGAGUUGAAGAACACUGCAAAUGGGCAUGAAGCCAAAUUCAUCCAAAAAGUUAUUGAAGAAAUUUCACUACAGUUACGUUCCAUUGAUUUCAAUGCUGAUGAAAAACUAAUAGGCAUGGAGACCAGGGUAAAGGAUGCUGUAUCAUCUUUAGAAAUUGAUAAGCCUCAGAAACACAGCCGAUUGUGGAUUGAUGAUGAAAUUAAAGAUAUAUUGGCUAAUGACUUGGGUACUAAAGAAACAAGAUAUAUACGAUUCCAGUUAGGUGAAGGCAAUUUUGAAAUUGUUUUGAAGGGUCUUAGAAAGAUGAAGAAACUUAGAUUUCUUCACAUGUCUCAGGAUAUAAUGCAUAAUUUUGGUGGAGAAUGGAAGUAUGAUAAUGUCGGUCAAUACUUUCCAAAUGCUUUACAAUAUCUGCAUUGGCACAAGUAUCCUUUGUGGUCUUUACCCAACACAUUUCAAGCAAAUAAUCUUGUUGUCCUUAAGAUGGCUGAAAGCAAAAUAGUACAACUUUGGGAAGGGGGAGAAAGAAAGGUUCUUAACAAGCUCAAGAUUCUUGACCUCAGUUAUUCAAAGUUGACGACCCUUGAUCUUGGGUCUAGUCCAAAUCUCGAGGCGUUGUCACUAAGAGGAUGUCGUGACUUGGUACAACUUCACAUGCUCAAUGGAUGUCCAAAUCUCAAGUCCAUCAACCUCAGUCAUUCAAAGUUGGAGACCAUUGACCUUCAUUCAUGUGUGAACCUCGAGGUCUUACAUCUUAAUGAGUGCAAUGCUUUGGUAGAACUUCACAUGCCUGGUAAAUGUCAAAAGCUCAAAUCCAUCGACCUUAGCAAUUCAAAUUUGAAGACAAUCGACCUUCACCCAGCUGUGAACCUCGAGCUCUUACAUCUUAAAGACUGCAAUGCUUUGGUAGAACUCCGCUUACCAAAUGGGCGUCUAAAGCUCAUAUCUGAUAACCUCAGUGGUUCUAAGUUGAAGACCAUUGACCUUCAUUCAUGUGUGAAUCUCGAGCUUUUACAUCUUAAAUACUGCCCUGCCUUGGUAGAACUUCACAUGCCUGGUAAAUGUCUGAAUCUCAGAUCCCUGACCCUCACUAAUUCAAAAUUGAGAACCCUACACAUUGGGUGGACUCCGAAUCUGGAGGAUUUAGAUCUUAACAACUGUUAUGAUUUGGAAGACCUUCACAUGGCUGAUAAAUGUCUAAAGCUCACAUCCCUCAACAUUAGUCAUUCAAAGUUGAAAACUGUUGACCUUGGGUUGACUCCAAAUCUGAAGAAGUUAGAUCUAAAAGAAUGUAAGAAUCUGGUACAACUUCAUGUUCCCAUUGGAUGUCUAGAAAAUCUUGUCUACUUGGACGUAAGUGGCUCUUUGGGGUUUACAUCUUUUCUGUUUGACGAAAGGGAUGCUGCUUCUAGUAUAAGGGAUGAAUCAAUCGAGGCUGGUCCUUUAGCUGAGUUACAUCUGAUUGCGGAAUCCAUAGAGAGAUGCCCACUUCACCCCGACAAUACUUUGCGAAAGUUUCAGUUUGAAUGUUUUUACAAAGAUGAUCCCUCAGUGUCUGGGAAUCUUGAGAAGCUUAUUUCUGAAGGUCUGUGUGCUUGCACAAACCUUGAGACCCUUUCAGAAAGCAUUUGUGGGUUACGACGUUUAAAAAGGCUUAAACUCGAAGGCUAUCUGGAGGCUCCCAAGGACCUUGACAAGUUAGAAUGUCUUGAAGAGCUAUGUUUUUCUAUGACAAAUAUGAAACAUCUUCCGGAUAGCAUUUGUAUGUUGAAACAUCUGGAAAUUCUUCAACUUAAACGUUAUUGGAGUCUUGAGAAGUUACCUGAGGAUCUUGGGCGAUUAGAACGUUUAAAAAGUCUGACUUUGUCAUCUGCAAAGAUUAAACAUCUUCCUGAUAGCAUUUGUAUGUUGAAACAUCUGGUAUCUCUUGAGCUUACAUAUUGUUACUUUCUCGAGAAGUUGCCCGAGGAUCUUGGCCAACUAGAAUGUUUAGAGAAGCUAUUUUUGUCGUAUGCAAAGAUCAAACAUCUUCCAGAUAGCAUCUGUACAUUGAAACGUCUGAGAACACUCGCUCUUUUUCGUUGUUGUUCACUUAAGACAAUACCAAAGGAUCUUGGCAAAUUAGAACUUUUGGUAGAGCUAGAUCUGUCAUCCUCAAUGAUCAAACAUCUUCCGGAUACCAUUUGUAUGUUGAAAUAUCUGGAAUGUCUCGGACUUGAUGAUUGUAAAUUACUUGAGAAAUUACCGGAGGAUCUUGACCAAUUAGAACGUUUAAAGUGGCUAGACCUAGGGAAGUGUAAGUUGUUACAAGAUAUCCCAAUCGGCAUCUGUAAGAUGAAAUGGUUAAAAUGGUUAAAUGUAGCAGGUACAAGCAUAAGUUGUCUUCCGCAUGACAUUUGUUUGUUGAAAGGCGUGUUUAUUUCAGGAUCGAGAGACCUUCUUCAAUCUUGUGGUUUUACAUCUGAGAUACAAACCUUCUGGAAGCAAUUGGAACAAAUGAGAGGAAUUUGUAAGGCUAUCGGGAAGAGAAGGAAACGUCACAGGGUUUUGAGUGGGAAUUGA
Messenger RNA from Lactuca saligna, 2802 nucleotides. The record is from the annotation of a GenBank genome assembly. NCBI's taxonomy places the organism in Eukaryota, Viridiplantae, Streptophyta, Magnoliopsida, Asterales, Asteraceae.